UCUCCCUUCCAAUGAACUAAGUACUUUCCCAUUCAAGGACACUUUUGUCUUUCCACACGGCUCUUCUCUUUCUCUCUCAUUGUUUCCGUUGUUUUUCCUCUGUUCCGGGCGUCUUUCAUUGAUUUGUUGCUUCAAUUAUACUUUCUUCACACACCCUCUCUCUCUUUCUCAUUCUCUCUGUUUGUUUGUCACGUUCAAAUACUAAUAAUCCCUUUCUUUUUUCCUUUUUUUCCGGUUUGUUCUUUUUUGGAAUUUAAUCUAAUUUAUUUCCCCUGCCAUUCUUUUCUAGACCCUUUUUUUUGCACAUUUGUUUUGAUAUAUCUGAUUCUUUUUAUCGCCUUUGAGAACUACCUGGGGAGUAUUUUGGUGUUCUUGAUAUUUAUUUUUUGUUGGGUUUUUCAUUGUUGGAAGAUUUUGGUUUCGGAUCUUUUUCUUGGUUGGUUGUUGAGGGUCCAUGAAAGUUUACAUCUUUACUCCAAGGCAAGUUGAGUAGGCGUGAAUUGGUGGAUAAAAAAAGAUAGGUUGUAUAAAUUGGAGCUCUCGAACUUAAUAUGCAGUUAAAGAUCCAAUUUUUUCAUCCGGGCCCGUGUGGAUCCGAUCAUGGAGCUGUUCUUGAGCAUGCAUGUACGUGUUGAUAUAGUUGAGACCCAGAGAGUUAUCGUUGUGUGUUUGGUGGUGGCAUUCUCAAUCAGGGGUACUUCCCUGUUUGAUAUGGGCGAUAGUGAUAAGGGUAAAAUGAUCAGCAGAACUGAAAUGGAGAGCAUUUCCUUGGGUGCAGGGCGGUUUUCUAGGGACUUGUUGGAUAGAUUCAUGGGAAGUGGUUCAAGGGAUUUAGGUAAAUUUGAGGCUAGAGGUGAAGAGGAAGAUGAGGAGGAAGGGAUUGAGUUGAAUCUUGGGUUAUCAUUGGGAGGAAGAUUUGGAGUGGAUAAGAGUUCGAACAAGUUAGUUAGAUCAUCUUCCAUAGCUGCAUAUUUUCCAGUUGUGAGGAAUGAUGAUUCCUUAGCUGCUUCCUCACCCCCUGUGGUGCCUUAUCCUACUUUAGUUAGAACUUCAUCUCUUCCUGUGGAGACUGAAGAAGAAUGGAGGAAGAGGAAGGAAUUACAGACUUUGAGGAGAAUGGAAGCUAAGCGCAGAAGAUCAGAGAAACAAAGGAUUCUGAAAGCUGAUAGAGAAAGUGGUGGUGGUGGAGGAGGAGGAGGAGGAGGAGGUGGUGGGCUUUCUAGUUGUAUGAGUAUGGAAGAUUCAGAGAAGAAGGAAAUUGAUUUAAAUGUAAGGGGAAGAGUGGAUAAAGAUAAUUUCUUGGCAGCUGCAAGAAGGUUUGGUUCAUCUGUAUCUCCCUCUUUGGGAAUGGCAAGAUUAGCUGCUGCUAAUCAGUCUUCUACUUUUGGAACCGAAGCUGAUUUGGCAUCGGGAAGAGGAAGAGGAAGCCAUUUAAGUGGUAGUGGAAUGCAAGGUGCGUCCCAAGGAUCUGUGGAAUCACAUGGUGGAAGUUCUUCUUCUGAACUGGAAAGUAGAGCCCUUCAAGGUUCCAGUAGUUGUGGUGAACUGAGUCCUGUCAGCAUCAAAUCAUUACAAGAAGGCAGUAAGGAGGAUGCUGGUUCCUCUGGGACAAAGUCAAGGGAGAGUGCAGGAAGAACAUCUGGAAUGGAGGCUGGGUCCACAUCCAAAUCAGGUGACACCUCGAAGAAUCAAGGGAAAGAGAGCAAGAAGAAUACAUUAGAAGAGAUGCCAUGUGUCUUUACCAAAGGAGAUGGUCCAAAUGGGAGGAGAGUGGAUGGAAUACUAUAUAAAUACGGCAAGGGAGAAGAAGUAAGGAUAAUGUGUGUGUGUCAUGGUACAUUCCUUUCCCCGGCAGAAUUCGUGAGGCAUGCUGGUGGUACGGAUGUUACUCACCCGCUUAAGCACAUAGUGGUUAACCCUAAUGCGUCCCCUUUCCAGUGAUUAAAGUCACGAUAACCAACCAACCUCGUGUUUAUGAGGCAAAAUGGCAGGAAGAUCAUCAGCUAAAAAGGUCAAUAACUUUCUUUCCCCUUAGCUUCUUUAGUUGUGUUUUGCCUUUUCAGACACGGGAAAAACGUUUCCAUUGUAUAAACAGGGGAAUAUGCUUGCACAAAGGAUAUAGGUACAAGGAACCAAAUUUUGUAUGUUCCAUUGUUGAUUGCGAUUGCAUUAGAGAAAAUGAGGAAAAUUUGUCUAUGUUUUCUUAUUCAUGCCAUCCAUAUCCAAUCUCAGAGUGUAAAUAAAUCCAUGAAAACACCAAAGGACCAUUGAAGGCUUGAAUUGUUCUUAAGACACACAUUUUACUCCUUGGAUUUGGUCCAAGUUGCUCCUUAAUUGUGAUCUUUUUGAAGGAAGUACUUGAACCAUGCAGCAGACAACUUGGGAUACCUCUUCAGGGUGUCAUUGAAAUCGAUGAAGUUGGUCCCAAAACGACAUUUGAAACCAUUUUCCCACUCUAAGUUGUCCAUCAGUGACCAUGCAUGAUAUCCUUUCACUCUCACAUCGUCCUUACUGCAAAGAACAUGGUAAAAGAAUUUUAUUCAUAAACAUACUAGGAGCUAUUCCUCAAAAUGUAAGAGUACCUAGUUCGUAAACUUUACUCCAUUGCUUUCUCGAUGGCAAGCAGGUGAUUGUUAUGGGACUCCACAGUACGCUCUGCUUGAUGGCAAGCAGAGCGUCUCCCUUAGUGAUAAGUUGUCAUCCCUCAAUUCAUCAUGCCCUGUGUUUUAGCCAGUGUCACACUUUUGCUUUUGCAUUGAAGUCAGAUUUUAGUUUUUUCUUUUUUUGGUUAAAGUAUUAUUUAGGUACCUACCGUUCUCGGUGAUAUAAGUUAUGGGAUCUCCAUAGGUGUUUUUUUGUGAACCUAAGGGCUCUCGAAUUCCUUUUGGAUACACAUAGAGCCAGGAGGAUCUCCAGCCUAUAAGUGGUACAUAAUAUCAUUUUGGAAAAAAGUUAAAUGUUAUAACGUAGAAGCAGUUACAUGAUAACACACUCUUAACACAUAGAAUAUACUUCUGUCUGCAUAACAAAACACCAAUUAAAUUUAUGUACACGUGGCAUUAGUUCUAGAUCUAGCAAUGUGUUAUUGGUACUUUGGUGUCUUGCAUUAGUUUUUCUUAUAAAGUCGGGAAUUAAAAUCUUAUUGGAUAGUGAAAAUACA
Messenger RNA from Oldenlandia corymbosa var. corymbosa, 3160 nucleotides. Lineage: Eukaryota; Viridiplantae; Streptophyta; Magnoliopsida; Gentianales; Rubiaceae. The record is from the annotation of a GenBank genome assembly.